This is a messenger RNA of Gracilinanus agilis (Agile Gracile Mouse Opossum), 570 nucleotides long. RefSeq names its product whey acidic protein-like. Bases 1 to 570 code for a protein of 189 amino acids. The transcript has 5 exons. Gene Ontology annotation, cellular component: extracellular region. Lineage: Eukaryota; Metazoa; Chordata; Mammalia; Didelphimorphia; Didelphidae. Gene Ontology annotation, biological process: innate immune response; antibacterial humoral response. Gene Ontology annotation, molecular function: peptidase inhibitor activity. The record is from RefSeq and is a predicted model, not a curated record.
AUGAUGCAGUCAGUCCAGAUUCUGACCUUGGCCCUGCUGGCCCUGGGAUCAUGGGCUGCUCAGGACUUCACAGAGAAGUCUGGGUACUGCCCAUUCUUCCAACCAACCUUGUCAGAUCUAAUUGACUGUAAAAGGACAUGCCAGAAUGAUACCAUUUGCCCCGGAGAUAUGAAGUGCUGCAGAAAGGGCUGUAGCUGGAUGUGUAUGAACCCCAUGAAAGAGAAGGCUGGUAUGUGCCCCGGGGCAACUUCUUCCUCUGAGGAGCGUCUGCCUUGUGGUGUUCCUUGUGAGACUGACAAGGACUGUGAUGGGGAAGCCAAAUGUUGUGUUCGCUCUUGUGGUCGAACCUGUUCCAUGCCUAUCAAAGUUAGGCCUGGUCGAUGUCCUGUUGUCUCCGAAUGGUGCCCCAGGAAUGAGCGGGUCAUUCAAUGUAGGGGAGAUUAUAACUGUCAAGCAAUGGAAAAGUGUUGUUUCUAUAAAUGUGGUAUGAGAUGCAUGGAAUCCAUCCCAGAGGAGCAAGUAGAAGCAACCAGAUUUCACCAAGAGGAAAGCCCCGUGCUCGCCCUCUAA